This is a messenger RNA of Oryza brachyantha (malo sina), 786 nucleotides long. Its product is annotated as MD-2-related lipid-recognition protein ROSY1-like. Lineage: Eukaryota; Viridiplantae; Streptophyta; Magnoliopsida; Poales; Poaceae. The record is from RefSeq and is a predicted model, not a curated record. The transcript has 4 exons. Bases 82 to 549 code for a protein of 155 amino acids. Gene Ontology annotation, molecular function: sterol binding. Gene Ontology annotation, biological process: intracellular sterol transport.
UCACAAUCCAGUCCUCGAGCUCAGCUCAGCUCAGCUCAACGCACGCAACCACGCGCCGCGCCGCCCCGCCCCGCCCCGCCCAUGGCGACCAAGCAGAUGCAGAGCCGCCGCCUCCUCCUCCUCGCCGCCGCCUGCCUCCUCCUCGACUCCGCCGCCGCCGUCACCGACGUCGAGUACUGCAAUAAGGGCAAGAGCUACCCGGUGAAGGUGAGCGGCGUGGAGAUCGUGCCCGAUCCGGUCGCCCGCGGCGAGCCCGCGACCUUCAAGAUCUCCGCUUCCACGGAUCAAACUAUUGGUAAAGGGAAGUUGGUUAUUGAUGUGAAAUAUUUCUUCUUCUAUGUCCAUUCUGAAACUCGUGAGCUUUGUGAUGUGACUUCCUGCCCGGCAAGCGGUGACUUCAUGGUGUCUCAUCAACAGACCCUGCCAUCAUUCACUCCACCAGGCUCUUACACCAUCACCAUGAAGAUGCUGGGCGAUAACGACGAGGAACUGAGCUGCAUCUCAUUCGGUUUCAGCAUCGGUUUCGCUGCGUCAGAAGCCACCAUCUGAAUGCGUCCUAGCUGAAGCACCCAGAAGGCAGAAAUAGCACCGCCAUGGAUGUAAUUACAAAGCACCUAUGUAUCUAUCUUAGAUCACUGAACUCAAUACUACCACGCACACCUGCCAAGUGCCAACACACUGUGUUCAACUAAGACGUUUUAUCCAGAGUUGAGCACCCAAUAAAAACAUCACUAGUGUACUUAACUCUCUCUUUGGCAAUCUUUGGCUGUGGAAAUGUGUUAGCAU